Messenger RNA from Mercurialis annua (annual mercury), 897 nucleotides. RefSeq names its product pectinesterase inhibitor 4-like. NCBI's taxonomy places the organism in Eukaryota, Viridiplantae, Streptophyta, Magnoliopsida, Malpighiales, Euphorbiaceae. Gene Ontology annotation, molecular function: enzyme inhibitor activity. The coding region runs from base 122 to 760 and encodes 212 amino acids. The transcript has a single exon. The record is from RefSeq and is a predicted model, not a curated record. Gene Ontology annotation, biological process: negative regulation of catalytic activity.
CGAAAUCAAAUCAAAUUACAUAACGCCUUUCAUAUAUUGUUUUUCUUUAUAAUAAACUAAUCAAUACUUCUGCCUAUAAAUUAAAAUUCUCCAUGCACCCAUCAUUGCAAAACUAAAAGACAUGGAUUCUACAACUACAGCCUAUCUUCUCAAAUUUUCUAUCAUCUUUCUUCUAUUCAUAUCAUCCUCAUCAUCACCACCACCGUCUUCGACCCUGUCGUCAUCCACCUUCACGGCGGCGGCCACCAAAUCUCCGAACAGUAUCUACAAAAAGUACCUGAAAACAGCCUGCAAUUCUACCACAUACCCAAAAAUCUGCUACAGCUCCCUUUCCUCUUACAUUUCCAUAAUCAAAACCAGUGACCUAAACCUCUGCAGCACUGCAUUAAACGUAUCAUUAACAGUUGCAUACAACGCAUCUUCUUUAGUAACUCUUCUGUCGAAUCGGACGGGACUGAGCAAGGCCGAAGCUGCAGUAAUUAAAGAUUGCGUAGAACAAAUCGGAGAUACCAUCGAUGAACUUAAACAAUCAUUUGAUGCUUUUGGGAGUCUAUAUUUGAAUAAUUCUGAUAUAAGAUUUCAGAUAUCGAAUAUUCAAACUUGGGUCAGUGCUGCUCUGACUAAUGAAGAUACAUGUAGUGACGGUGUUGAUGAAACUAAGGUGAGUUCGUCGGUUAAGAAUAUGUUGAAGAAGAGCAUGUUGAAUGUUGCAAGAAUCACUAGCAAUGCUUUGGCUCUUAUUAAUAAACUUUCUUUGUAGUUCUCUGAAUUUGUAUUUUAAUCUCCUUAAACGAGUUUCGAGUUUGGAUUGGAUUGAAUUGGUUGUGUAAUUAUAGAAGUUGUCAUGUAUGGAUAUGGUGUAUUUGGUUGAAAUGAAUUUUAUCAAGUUUUAUGAAA